Molecule: messenger RNA, 1157 nt
Organism: Populus trichocarpa (black cottonwood)
Lineage: Eukaryota; Viridiplantae; Streptophyta; Magnoliopsida; Malpighiales; Salicaceae
Product: thylakoid lumenal protein TL20.3, chloroplastic
Exons: 7
Coding region: 98-925 (275 amino acids)
Source: RefSeq, a predicted model, not a curated record
AGCAAUCCUUCUUCUGUUCCUAUCAUAUCCCUCCAUUACACGGUCUCUCUUCCAUUGCAUCCUAAGCUUCUCCAACAAAAUCAAGAAACACAUUGUAAUGGCUUUCACUUCUAUCUCCUCGAUGUCCAUUAAGUCUCCUAACAUCUCCACUCCACAUCGUAUUCUUUCUUUAUCUAAGCCUUUCCGCAUAGCUUAUCAAUUAGACACAGAAAGAGGAAACCAAUUUGCUGAUUGUUCCAAAAAUGGGUACGAGGUGGAAACUGCUAAAGCCAAGAAUUGGGCAAGGGUAGUGUCAACUACAUUGGUAGCUGCAGCUAUUAGCUUCAGUUCUUGUAAUUUGCCUGCUGUUGCUGAUCUUAAUAGGUUUGAAGCUGAGACGCGUGGGGAAUUUGGUAUAGGGUCAGCAGCGCAAUUUGGUUCUGCAGAUCUCAGAAAGGCAGUGCAUUUGAAUGAAAAUUUCAGAAGAGCCAAUUUUACAGCUGCUGAUAUGAGAGAAUCUGAUUUUAGUGGUUCAACAUUCAAUGGUGCAUACCUGGAGAAAGCAGUUGCAUAUAAGGCAAAUUUUACAGGUGCGGAUUUGAGUGAUACAUUGAUGGAUCGCAUGGUUCUCAAUGAAUCUAACCUCACCAAUGCUGUGCUUGUUAGAUCAGUACUCACACGCAGUGAUCUUGGAGGUGCACUGAUUGCAGGUGCUGACUUCAGUGAUGCUGUUAUAGAUCUUCCUCAGAAACAGGCUCUUUGCAAGUAUGCUAGUGGCACAAAUCCAAUUACCGGGGUAAGCACCAGAGCAAGCUUAGGCUGCGGAAACAGCAGAAGAAAUGCUUAUGGCACGCCUUCUUCUCCUCUGUUGAGUGCUCCCCCUCAGAAACUGCUGGACCGCGAUGGUUUUUGUGAUCAAGGCACUGGUCUUUGCGAUGCGAAAUAAUUCCAAUGCAAGGCCAUCCCACCGAAAAAAGUCCCGAUAUCUAUAUAAACAGAAGCGUUAUAUAUAUGUCCGACAAAAGAAUGUUAUGAAUCAGAACAACUACUUAAUUCUAAAAUACCAGAACUACAAAGGUAAAGAGAAAGGCAAUUAACAUUUGCUUCCAAUGUUCUGAACAAAUUAUGAAGAGAUUUCUUGAAUUGCUCAACUAUAGCUAUAUGGCUAUUUUCCCCCU